GACGGUAGCGGGACAGCGAACUACGAUCUACACAUCCUGGUUUUAAGAGACGUUCACAGGCUUCAGUAGGACAGCAAGACUAAGAAACAGAAGAUAAGCUUUUCUGCUGUAUUAUACUGAACAGUUUGGGAUAACUGGAUUUUAUCAUUAUGGGAGACAGCACUUGCAAUGGGACGCACACCAAAAAAGCGUUGCUGUCAGACCCUCAGCUGUUUGAAGCCCAGUUUCAGGAGCUGGUGACAGAGCUCACAGAAAGGGACCUCGCCGAUCCUGUGCUGGCUGACGCUCUCAACAGGUUGAGAGAGGUUUUGCUGUACAAUGCCCCUGGAGGAAAGAGGAACCGAGGCCUGUCUGUGAUUGGCUCACUGAGGGAGCUUCUCCCACCCUCUCAGCUCACCCAGGACAUUGUACAGCGGGCUCUGUUGGUUGGCUGGUGCAUUGAGUUGCUUCAGGCAUUUUUCCUCGUGGCAGAUGAUAUCAUGGAUGCAUCUGUGACUCGGAGAGGACAGCCCUGCUGGUACAAGAAGGAUGGAAUCGGUCUGGAGGCCAUCAAUGAUUCAUUUCUCUUAGAAGCGUCAAUCUACAGACUACUACGCAGACAUUGCAGGGACCAGCCGUACUACGUUCACCUACUGGAGCUGUUUACUGAGACAUCUUUCCAGACAGAGCUUGGCCAAGCUCUGGACCUCAUGACAGCCCCCCCUGGUCAGAUUGACCUCAACAGGUUCACAAUGGAGAGGUACAAAGCUAUUGUAAAAUACAAGACUGCCUUCUACUCUUUUUACCUCCCAGUGGCAGCUGCAAUGUACAUGGCAGGGAUCAACAGUGAAGAGGAACACAAUAAUGCCAAACACAUCUUGCUCGAGAUGGGAGAGUUUUUCCAAAUACAGGAUGACUACCUUGACUGUUAUGGUGACCCUGCUGUGACAGGAAAGAUUGGUACAGACAUCCAGGACAACAAAUGCAGCUGGCUGGUAGUGACAGCCAUGGAAAUCAUGACUCCAGAACAGAGAGCAGAGCUGGAGGCAUGUUACGGGCGCCACGAUGAAGCCAAGGUAGAAAAGGUCAAAGCGCUGUACAACACCCUGCAAAUGCCAACACUGUACCACAAAUAUGAAGAUGAGAGCUACCAGCGGCUACAGAAACUCAUCGCCUGUCACGCUCAAAACCUUCCUCACUUAGUCUUCCUCAACUUUGCCAAGAAAAUCUACAAGAGGAACAAGUGAGAGGGAAUGAUGAAUGAUUGGAAGUUAUACAAACAGUGUCAGGUGCAUCAGCCUGGUUCACUUUUGACUCUUAUCAUGAUGCACAAAUGAACACCUCUCGAGAUAAAGAGAGUUGGCCAGGGGCUCUCACCCAAACAGGACUGUGACAUUUCAAAGUCCUGCUGGCAGUUUCUUAGCUUUUCAGUGAUUUGUAGAUAUCUUUGAUGUCUUUUAAGUUCUAUUUAUUGAAGCCAGUGCAUAAUGUACAGUGUAACCAGUCAUUUAUACGAUAGGAUAAAUGACUCCGGAUGACUCCGGGCGGACUCACAUGUGGAUUGAUCUAGUUUUCAUGUUUAUCUGCUUUGGGGAAAUGCUUGGCAAGAUGAAGAUACACAUUAAAUAAUAUAGCAAAAUGGUUUAGUGAUGGAAGAAUAGAUUUAUUAACUGAUAAUAAACUAAAAGGGAUAGUACAGAUAUGACAGGAGAUGUAUCCUGACUACGGACAGAGGUUCAAGCCUGAUCAGCUGUGUUAAUUCCAUUUAUUUUUAUAUUGCUCCUGGAUGUUAUUGCUUUUAAUAAAA
Messenger RNA from Seriola dumerili (greater amberjack), 1786 nucleotides. It is a transcript of the gene fdps, whose product is annotated as farnesyl diphosphate synthase. Bases 150 to 1226 code for a protein of 358 amino acids. The transcript is spliced from 10 exons. Gene Ontology annotation, biological process: trans, trans-farnesyl diphosphate biosynthetic process. Lineage: Eukaryota; Metazoa; Chordata; Actinopteri; Carangiformes; Carangidae. Gene Ontology annotation, molecular function: dimethylallyltranstransferase activity; (2E,6E)-farnesyl diphosphate synthase activity. Gene Ontology annotation, cellular component: cytoplasm. The record is from RefSeq and is a predicted model, not a curated record.